CAUAUCUGUAGUACCUGUUACGACAACGACCCUUCGUGCAUUAGUUAUGGGAUAUUCUUCCUUUAAUCGAAUCGCCGGCCACGGUGACUAAGCUUGUGAGUCAUCCACGGUGACUGUGUCUCUCCAUUAUUGCGCGCUGCAUCCCGGUCUACCUUAGUGUAUUCCUCAGCCAGGAUGACGGCAAGUCCACAGUGCCUUCCAUUGAUUUUCCGCAGGUCGGCUGCAUUUACACAGCUCUCUGUGUGGUGUGUGUGCAGAGCGCAGUGGAGUUUGUGAAAUUGAAGUUGAGAGCAUUGUUGCGGGAGAGCGAGAGAGGCAGCUGGUCAGUGUACGUGAGAUAGUGAAGAUGGUAAUAGCAAGUAACCAGAGCAUCACUCCGCGAUGUCUGCCGAUGACUGUCGCCAUCACGCAACCACUGUAUCGACAAGAUGAACAGUGGGUUGGCCUCGGCUUUCUCCUUGGCUUCCUCUUUGGAAGUCUUGUCGGAAUCUUCAUCGCGCUUAUAUGCUGCAAGAACUGGUACAACAAACGAAAGCACGGCGAUGUGGAACACCCUCUGUGGGUGCAGAGGCACCCAAUCAACAAGGGAUAUGUGCACAUGGUUGACGACUCUCCUCCGGCUCCCGUGUACCAGGCGCAUGACAACGCUGUCUACAUGCAGGGAGAGAAGGUUAUCAGUGAGUUACACCAGCGCAGCACUGACAUCAGCAACCACAGUGUGCCGAUCACCGAGUUAACGGAUAUCCAUGAUGACGGUGGCGCUGCACUCGGCAUGUCUCUGCUUCUCACGUUGAACUCCAGUGAGGAGAUUGCUGCGGAGGUAUCACGCCAGGAUGUGGAAACAACCACCGCACUGGAAAACAACCUGUGGAAGGAUAGAAACAUGCUGGUGCUAGCUAUGACGCAGGUGCUGUUGAAUCGGCUACACAAGCAGGAUAAGAUUAGCAAUGAGGCAGCCAGCUCUAUACAGCUGAACCUGCGAAACAAUCUCAACACCAUCAUCAAGACCGUGGAUCAGGAACGCUGUGCAAAGGAGCUGCUUAUCCGGGGCGAUGAGAGGUUGUCAUCUAACCCUGCAGUGACCGAGGAUGAGAUGAACAAUCUACAUAGGGAGCUUGUACACAAGAUGAAUUCUCUCAUAAAGGAAGAGGAGAGCAACGUGAGACGCGAUCUGGUGAAAACCGCAAUGCUAUCAGAAAACGAGGCGAACGAUGUCAUGGGCAGCUUUGCAGGGGGAGCCACUAGUAUAGACCAGAUUCUCUCGGCGAAAUACGCAAGAGAGUCGCAGUUGAUUCAGCAGCGGCUAUCGGAGCGCCUCCUGGUGGCCGAACUCGGCAGCCAGAAGAGGGCGCAGCAGAGCGAGGAAGUUCAGGCGAACAUCGCCGCGCGUAAGGCGGCUCUUACCGAGCUCGCGGCGACGAACUUUGACCUCAGGGGAAAGGUCGACGCGCUCAUCGGUGAAUACGAACGCAAUGUACGGCGACUGAAUGAAAAACACGAGGCUGGGUUUUUGAAGCAGCAGGCUGCAUUGACAGACCAUCUGCAACAGAAGAGAGCAGAGCGGAUGGCAGAGAGAGAGAAGUCGCAGGCAGGAGAGAGACAGAGUUUCAUCGUACGAGCUGAGAAGCUUACACAACCCGACGAAUUACUAAAGGCUUAUCAGGAUUUUGAGCUGAAGCAAAACUCUAAGAUGAGCAAGUUCCAUGAUGACACUGACAAAUCCGAGCAUCGUGAGAUGGCAGCUAUGCUAAUGGAGGUGAAGUCGGACAGAGACAGGGAGCUGCAGAUGAUAGAUGAGGCAUUCAUUAAUAAGCUGCAGGACAGCUUGGCUCUUCCCUCAGCCGACGUCACACGCCUAAUCCAGAUGCAUCUGACAUACAUGCGCAACUUCACCCGAGCUAAGGAGGCGGAGAGACAGCAAUAUAGCACCAUACUGCAGGACGGUCUACGCGAGAGACAGAGGCGAUGGCAAACCGACUAUCAGAGUUCACAGGAUGAGCAGAGAGCCUUGUUGGAACAACAGGACAGCGCCGUCACCAAGGUGAUGGAGAUACAGAUGGGACUUGACGACGAAGCACGCAAGCAAAUCUUGCUGGAGCACAGACAUAACAUGCAGAUGUUGAGCAACCAACUGCUGAUGAGCAAGCAAAGACAGUACAAAAUUUUGGUGAGGAAGUUAAAUGUGAAGAGAGCGAAUCUGGCAGUACAGCGCAGACAACAUAAACACGAUGUUCAUUCUAAAAGUGCUGGCACCCCUGACAAACUGUUGCUGCAGGAGAUCAGUAUGGCAGAGAGAGUGUUGCACGCUGAGCAUGAGGAGGCGUUGACCAGCCUGCGUCAGACCCUCGCGACAGAGACACAGCAACUGCUGAAGGAGCAAGAUCAACGAUUAGCUGCUGUUAUCGGCCGUCUGCAGGUGGGGCGAGCACGCAGACGGGCAGCUAUCCAGCAACAGGAUAAUACGAUCGGGGAGCUACAACUGCAGCUAGGCAACAAACAGAGUCAGCAGCCUGUAACUACAGACGCUGCUGGUAGACAGGAGCUCGCUACAGAUCCCCUCAGAACUGAUCACAUACUACAUCAGCACAUGAAGGUCAGUACAGAUACCAGCAAGGCUCCUGAGAGGCGUGUGAGCAUAAGGAGGGUCCUAAACUCGACGAGACUGGACGUGGCGAAGGAAAAGGCAGAGCCGAACAGGCGAGGAGGAAGAAGGGGAGAUUGGACUGAAGGCCAGACCUCAAUAGAGCAGCUGCACCGACAAAAGCUGGAUGGAUUUCGAAGGGAUAUGAGAAUCUACCAUCAAAGGCAAAAGGAAGAAUUAGACCAGCAGAUGGCAGCACAACUGCACAGAGCUCUCACAGAUCAGAAGAAGAGCUUUCUCGUGAAGCUGGCGGCCAUUACAAACAUGUCCGAAGCCGAGUUACAGAAACUCGUAGAGAAAGUCGUCGCUAAUGGCAGAGGUGAUUCAAAGCAGGCAGCUCAACUGGUCAAGGAUCUUCUACAGAAGCUGAAGAAAGCCAAGCUGAAGAUGGAUAAACACAAGGACGAGAAACCACCAAAUGGGGGCGCCACUAGUGGUGCCGACGGUCGCGGUUUUGAGAGCGAUGUAUAAUAUUGGCUCCAUGGCUCCCUCGAGUAAUUAACCAUGUUAUGAAUGAGGUAACCCUCAUUGUGGGUGUGUUACAACAAGGGCACCCAUCCAGUGGGAAAACGGACCUAUCCCUCCGAGAAAAAUAACCACUUUCCCUUGGAUACUGUUGACAGGUAGUCAGGUUAACCCAGUUUGUAUGUGAUGCAUGCUAAAAUGUAAACUUAUGGCACGCCGAUACUAAGCAUGAUGUUUAGAAUGCUCUAUCGUGAUGCUGAUUGGCUAGCCUGUUGAUCACGUGAGGCAAAAAGGUGCGUUGUCAUCUCUGCUCCUGCUAGGGGGGCAAAUGGUUGCCUUGGUUGUUGGUUGUAGUUGCUGGCAGCUUGGGGUGUGCUGACGAGGCAUAAGACAUCUUAUAUUGUUUCCAAGUCUCUACCAUUCCUGUUCCGCAUCAGCACUGCAGCCUCUCUGCAAUAGAUGCUUCAGUAUAUUGCGCGAGAAAUCGCUUUCCAUGGUUUCAGCUUUUGUCGUAAAAAAGUAGUUGGAAGUGAGACGAUUGUUUUAUUGUGCAGCAGCUGUUUUUGUAUGACGUGCUGCCGAAUAGAGAAAGUGUGGUUUGCAUUAAUGUUCUGCUGCUACUGCCUGCUGUCCGAGGCUGAUGUUAACUUGUUGAUGCAAAGCCCUGCUGUUGGUGAUUGCUCAGAAAUAGAUUCUGAGUGUGUCGAUAAACGAAGGGUUUGCCGUUGCAGAUUAUGUUAUAUAAAUUUUGUUGUUGCUGUGGUUGUUGGGCUGUAUUAUGUAUUUAUGCUAUGCCAGAUUUACAAUCAAUAAGAUGGUUUUGUUGGUAACGUAGUUAGUUCUUGUGAAAUUCUUCCUUUCCCCUGAUCUCCCAGUGGCUGUUAAAAUUAUAAUGACCUAUUUUUUAAGUGCUCGAUGUCAAACCGUAACAGAUUCCAAACUCGAUUAAUGUAAUAUUUCAGUUUCCCUCGGAAGUUAAUUAGUUAAGUUAAUUAUUCAUAAUUGGAGUAUAGUAUGAAAAUGCCGUGCGGUCGAGCUGUUGCCAGCCGGUUUAUCACGUUAUGCUAUACUGUAGACAAGAAUACACUAUACCGAAUCGGUGCUGGCCACCGUGUGGGGUCCUAGAUUUUCUAGCGGAUUCCCUGAGCAACACACUCUCCCUCUCAUACGAGACACACUGGUCGGAAGGAAAUGGCCCAUAGGCCUGGCCUGUAGUGUUCUCUAAAUAUGAUUUCACUCUCUUGGCAAUCGUUAUCCAACUAUGUUUUUAUGCUGUUGUUGUUGCGUAUAGUUUGAAAUAUUAUAUAUUCCUAUAAAUGUGUACCUGAUCGUGUGUUGCAUGAUGGUGUGUGUGUGUGUGUCGUCGUGCGUGCGGUGGUGCGUGCG
Molecule: messenger RNA, 4492 nt
Organism: Priapulus caudatus
Lineage: Eukaryota; Metazoa; Priapulida; Priapulimorpha; Priapulimorphida; Priapulidae
Product: trichohyalin-like
Exons: 24
Coding region: 347-3112 (921 amino acids)
Biological process (GO): smoothened signaling pathway
Source: RefSeq, a predicted model, not a curated record